Messenger RNA from Pyrus x bretschneideri (Chinese white pear), 1492 nucleotides. RefSeq names its product glycosyltransferase BC10-like. The transcript has 2 exons. Gene Ontology annotation, molecular function: glycosyltransferase activity. Bases 69 to 1301 code for a protein of 410 amino acids. Gene Ontology annotation, cellular component: membrane. The record is from RefSeq and is a predicted model, not a curated record. NCBI's taxonomy places the organism in Eukaryota, Viridiplantae, Streptophyta, Magnoliopsida, Rosales, Rosaceae.
CGUUUGUAUAAUUUCAAAAACCAAUCAAUCAAAACACUUAUCAUUUUCCAAAACUCUCUCCCAAAAAAAUGAAGACUACGCAGCAGCAACACCACCCACCAUCUUCCUUUCCAAAGCACUUCUUCAAUGCCCAAAUCCACCUCCAUAAAAUCAUCUCAAAUUUUCUAAUCUUUGCUUUCGGUGUAGCCCUAGGCGCUUCCCUCAACAUCUACCUCAAAGAUUUUCCCUUCCAACUUUAUUCAACACAAAACAAAUACUCUCAUUUGUCAACAAAUAAUCCACCAUCUUCUUCUCCACCACCACAAUCUCUCAACAUCCCAACAAAUCAAACAAAAGCCAAAACCUCGGCUGCCGGCCCGGCACCACCAAUAGGGUUGAAAGAAUAUACAAAGUCGCCGAAUAUCUUGCAUGAAAUGGACGACGAUGAGCUGCUGUGGAGAGCUUCGUUGGUGCCGCGGCGGCGGGGUUUGCCGUUUAAACGGACUCCGAAAGUUGCAUUCAUGUUUUUGACGAGAGGGCGGCUGGCAUUGGCUCCUCUUUGGGAAAUGUUCUUCAAAGGGCAUGAAGGGUUGUACUCCAUAUAUGUUCAUGCCAAUCCGGGUUUCAAUGACACCAUGCCUGAAAACUCGGUUUUUUAUGGCAGGAGGGUCCCGAGUAAGAAUGUGACAUGGGGUGAACCUAACAUGGUGAAAGCAGAGCGUCGCCUAUUAGCCAAUGCUUUGCUUGACUUCUCCAACCAACGUUUCGUGCUCCUCUCAGAGUCAUGCAUACCACUAUUUAACUUCAAUGUAGUCUACAGUUAUCUCAUGGACUCAAACCAAAUAUUCGUGGAGGCCUACGAUCUUCCCGGCCCAGUCGGUCGCGAACGGUACAGGCACAAAAUGAGACCUCAAAUCACUCUCGACCAGUGGCGGAAGGGCUCACAGUGGUUCGAAGUGGACCGUGAGAUCGCAACCGAGGUGGUUUCCGAUGAAAAGUACUUCCCUGUGUUCACAAAGUAUUGCACCCCCUCAUGCUACUCCGAUGAGCACUACUUGCCCACAUAUGUAAGCAUCAAGUUUUGGAAGAAGAAUUCUAACAGGACGUUGACUUGGGUUGACUGGUCCAAGGGUGGGCCCCAUCCAUCUAAGUUUAUGAGAACAGAUGUAACGAUUGAUUUCUUGAAGAAGCUGAGACAUGGAAGCAAGUGUGAGUACAAUGGGAAGCGAACCAAUAUUUGCUAUUUGUUUGCAAGGAAGUUCUUGCCAAACUCUUUGGAUAGGCUGCUGAGGUUUGCUCCAAAGAUCAUGAAAUUCAAUUGAUUUUUAGGGUUUAGAUGUUUUUUUUUCUUUGCUCAUCAUUCAUUUAUUAGUAAACUAAAAAGGCUUAUGGUUGUUUUUGUCAUUAGCUUUGGAGUUCUUUUUGCGGGUUUUUUUUCCUUUACUUGUUGGGAUAAUUGAAAGUGUAUAAGUUAAUUUUUCAAGAUAAUUGUGAUAGUGUGAUAUUUGUGACA